AUGGAGCAGCUAUCAUCCAAGGUCAACGAACUUGAACAUAGGCUAGCAGAAACCAGCAUGGAGGUUCGUGAAGUCAAGGAAGAUGUCCGGGAGUUGCGACGCCACCUGGAAGCAUUCCUCUCCAACAAAGAAAGGAGUCCUAAGGGAAUCACCAACACAAACAGUCACCAUCAGGACUGGGCAGAGGCAUCCAGCGAACAGCAGAUCGCUGCCCCUACAGCCGCAGUUAUUACCAAGGAUCAGCGCUCAGAGGUUGAAACUGUAAGGUCUCCUCCUUUGGCUGAGGACAAUGUCACGAACAUUAUAUUGGUACCUGCAGAAUGCGCUCCUUUAUCGAAGACAGAAGUCCAAGAAACAGGGGUGCGCAAGAGAUAUAAGGUGGAUGGGCAGGAUAGGGAGGUAACUUUCUUUCAAGCUUAUAUUAAUGGCAUGGAUUUUGUGUUCAGGGACAACCCUAUGUUUCGCAAUAUGGAGGAAAAUAUAUAUGGGGGAGGCCGAAGGGAUAUUUUAAAACGAAUGGUUCUCUUCGGUAACACUGCUCUUGAGGUUCUCUUCUGUAAGUAUACUCGGUGCGUUCCUGUGAUCCACAACAUAGCACACCGGGGCUGUGGUCUAGUAUGCGAUUUUUGUUGUGUGGAUCUUCCACAAAACUACUUCAAACUAUAUGACCCAGGAGGUGGGGAACACUUCAAUGUCCUUGCGGCUGGCCUGAGUGCAGCAGAUCGUGUAGUCACUAUAAGCCAUGGUUACGCCUGGGAGCUGGAAACUAAAGAAGGGGGCUGGGGUCUGCAUCAAAUAAUCUAG
This is a messenger RNA of Nelumbo nucifera (sacred lotus), 804 nucleotides long. The record is from RefSeq and is a predicted model, not a curated record. NCBI's taxonomy places the organism in Eukaryota, Viridiplantae, Streptophyta, Magnoliopsida, Proteales, Nelumbonaceae.